CUCUGAGUGUUGCAAUGGCAGAGUUUCUGGAGGGGCGUGGAGAUCCCUUGCUCAAUGACCUGCCUGCCGUGUCACUCAGAGGACACAGCUACCAGGAAAGGCUUGGCUCACUUAGGGGUUCCCCAAGGGACCCUGGUGGCUCUGGCUUCUGACCUGGGCCUUCCCCUGAUGUGGGGAUAAGAACAAGCUCUGGAGGUCUCUGGCCCCUCCCAAGGACCAUGCCACAGCCCCACUGACCCAGGAGUAGGGGCCUGAGGGCAGGGCACGUGGAAUGGGCUGUGUGUUCUGCAAGAAGUUGGAGCUGGGGCCCAAGGAGGAUGGUGGCCUGGAAGAGGACUUCAGGGGCUACGGGGCUGCAGACGGCUGUGGCCCUGCCCCUACUCAGGGCUGGCCUGCAUCCUCCUUCGCCCAUAUCCCCAACUACAACAAUUUCUCCCCUCAGCCCGCCAGCCCCGCCUUCCUCAAUGGGGGCACCAUCAGGGGCAUCUCAGGGACUGGGGUGACCCUGUUCAUCGCCCUUUAUGACUAUGAGGCCCGAACAGAGGAUGACCUCACCUUCGCCAAGGGCGAGAAGUUCCACAUCCUGAACAACAUCGAGGGUGACUGGUGGGAGGCUCGGUCCCUCAGCUCUGGACAAGCUGGCUACAUUCCCAGCAACUACGUGGCCCCUGUGGACUCCAUCCAGGCUGAAGAGUGGUACUUUGGAAAGAUCGGGAGGAAGGACGCAGAGAGGCAGCUGCUCUCCCUGGGGAACCCCCGGGGGGCCUUUCUCAUUCGAGAGAGCGAGACCACCAAAGGCGCCUACUCCCUGUCCAUCCGGGAUUGGGACCAGGCCAGAGGCGAUCACGUGAAGCAUUACAAGAUCCGCAAGCUGGACACAGGUGGCUACUAUAUCACCACGAGGGCUCAGUUCGACUCGGUACAGGAGCUGGUGCAGCACUACCUUGAGGUGAACGAUGGGCUGUGCCACCUGCUCACAGCGGCCUGCACCACCGUGAAGCCGCAGACGCUGGGCCUGGCCAAGGACGCCUGGGAGAUCAGCCGCAGCUCCAUCGCGCUCGAGCGGCGGCUGGGUACCGGCUGCUUCGGGGAUGUGUGGCUGGGCAUGUGGAACGGCAGCACGAAGGUGGCGGUGAAGACGCUGAAGCCGGGCACCAUGUCCCCGAAGGCCUUCCUGGCGGAGGCGCAGAUCAUGAAGCUGCUGCGCCAUGACAAGCUGGUGCAGCUGUACGCAGUGGUGUCGCAGGAGCCCAUCUACAUCGUGACAGAAUUCCUGUGCCACGGUAGCUUGCUGGAGUUCCUCAAGGACCAGGAGGGCCGGGGUUUGAGGCUGCCCCAACUGGUGGACAUGGCAGCACAGGUAGCUGAGGGCAUGGCCUACAUGGAGCGCAUGAACUACAUCCACCGAGACCUGAGGGCAGCCAACAUCCUUGUGGGGGAGCGGCUGCUGUGCAAGAUUGCUGACUUUGGGCUGGCCCGUCUCAUCGAGGAUGAUGAAUACAACCCCCAGCAAGGGACCAAGUUCCCCAUCAAGUGGACAGCCCCAGAGGCUGCCCUCUUUGGCAGAUUCACCAUCAAGUCAGAUGUGUGGUCCUUUGGGAUCCUGCUCACUGAACUCAUCACCAAGGGCCGAGUCCCCUACGCAGGCAUGAAUAAACGGGAAGUGCUGGAACAGGUGGAGCAUGGCUACCACAUGCCGUGCCCCCCAGGCUGCCCAGCAUCCCUGUACGAGGUCAUGGAACACACCUGGCGUCUGGACCCGGAGGAAAGGCCUACCUUCGAGUACCUGCAGUCCUUCCUGGAGGAUUACUUCACCUCCACAGAACCCCAGUACCAGCCUGGGGAUGAGACAUAGCCUGUUCGGGCAUCAACCACCUCUCUGGGGGUGCACACCAGCCCUCCCAGUUGCCAGGGCUCUAGUCCCAAAGCCCCGCAGGCCUAGAACCCUAUAGAGUCCUAGCAUGUCAGAGCAAGCAAGUUGCUUUUGGCGUCAUCUAGGGCAACCCAUUCAUUUUAAAGAUGAGGCAAAUCAAGGCUCGGAGAUAAUCCCUCACCAAUUCUGGCCCCAAGCUCUAUUUCUCCCUUUCCCACUUCUGCCCCUGCAUGCCUCUAGUCUUCCUGUCUGCACUCCCCCCACAAAAGAAAUGCUCAGAUCUUGUCUAGUUAUUUAUAAAACUGUAUAUCCUUUCCCUCACUUAUCUCCUGUCCCUGCUUUCCUACCCUGUCAUCCCACCCUGGUCCUGGCCCCCAGAAUUCACCUCCUACUCAAUUCUCUCAUGUCUGUGAGUUACAAAGAGAGGGAAAGACUUUGCCGGAUCCCUUUCCCGCUGGGUGGAUUCUGUAGUCCAGGACUGAGGUCCAAGCCCAGGGUGAAGGAGAGUGUUGCUGGGGCUCAUCCCCUCUCUGAAUCAUGUGUGUGUUUACUGAUUUUGUAAAUAAGAAAAGUGACAGUGUGAAUCCUUGAGCCGUGAAAA
Lipotes vexillifer (Yangtze River dolphin) is the source of this 2474-nucleotide messenger RNA. It is a transcript of the gene FGR, whose product is annotated as FGR proto-oncogene, Src family tyrosine kinase. Bases 272 to 1855 code for a protein of 527 amino acids. The record is from RefSeq and is a predicted model, not a curated record. Lineage: Eukaryota; Metazoa; Chordata; Mammalia; Artiodactyla; Lipotidae. Gene Ontology annotation, molecular function: protein binding; ATP binding; protein tyrosine kinase activity. Gene Ontology annotation, biological process: protein phosphorylation. The transcript has 13 exons.